AUCGGGGCGUCCUCCCUCGCUCCCGCCCGCCGUGCCGGCCGGCAUCGCCGCGGCGGGCAGCGCGGCGGAGGGUGCUGCCAGCGCCGGGAGGGAACCGCGGGGUGAGCGAAGAUGCUGUCGUACAGCGUGCUGGAUGCCAACGUGGUGGACGUGGAGAAGAGAAGGAACCCCUCGAAGCACUACGUCUAUAUCAUCAAUGUAACAUGGUCAGACCUGACCUCCCAGAUCAUCUACCGAAGAUACAGCAAGUUCUUUGACCUACAGAUGCAGCUUCUGGACAAGUUCCCCAUUGAAGGAGGCCAGAAAGACCCCAAGCAAAGAAUCAUCCCUUUUCUACCAGGUAAGAUCCUGUUCCGGAGGAGCCACGUCCGAGAUGUAGCUGUGAAGAGGCUGAAGCCCAUUGACGAAUACUGCAGGGCACUGGUUCGACUUCCCCCUCACAUUUCACAGUGUGAUGAAGUCUUCAGGUUCUUUGAGGCUCGCCCAGAAGACCUCAACCCUCCAAAAGAGGACUAUGGAUCUUCAAAGAGAAAAUCAGUUUGGAUGUCCAGUUUGUCUGAGACUCCAAAAAAGAGUGCCGCUCCAGGUGCUGAUGCUAGCUCUGAACCCAUGAUCCUGGAGCAAUAUGUGGUGGUGUCCAACUAUGAGAAGCAGGAGAACUCUGAGAUCAGCCUCCAGGCUGGAGAGGUCGUGGAUGUCAUAGAGAAAAACGAAAGCGGAUGGUGGUUUGUGAGCACUGCAGAGGAACAGGGCUGGGUCCCUGCUACAUACUUGGAAUCCCAAAACGGAACCAGAGAUGACUCUGACAUCAACACAUCCAAAACUGGGGAAGUUUCUAAGCGACGCAAGGCUCACCUGAGGCGCCUGGACCGGCGAUGGACGCUGGGCGGGAUAGUCAACAGGCAGCAGAGUCGAGAAGAGAAGUAUGUCACUAUCCAGCCAUACGCCAGCCAGGGGAAGGAUGAGAUUGGGUUCGAAAAAGGGGUCACCGUGGAGGUCAUCCAAAAGAACCUGGAAGGAUGGUGGUACAUAAGGUAUCUGGGCAAAGAGGGCUGGGCCCCAGCUUCGUAUCUGAAGAAGGCUAAAGAUGAUCUUCCAUCUAGAAAAAAGAACUUAACUGGGCCAGUGGAAAUUAUAGGAAACAUCAUGGAGAUCAGCAACCUGCUGAACAAGAAAUCCACUGACAAAGAAACUCAAGCAGAAAAUGAGACCUCAGAAACGCAUAUCACCAAGAAGGAAAUCAGUUUGCCUAUUCUUUGCAAUGACUCUAAUGGUAAUGCCAUGAUGACACCGGACAAGCAGGCUUCCAGACUGGCCCAGGGAUCUCCAGCCAUAGCAAGGAUAGCACCACAAAGAGCUCAGAUAAGUUCUCCAAAUUUAAGAACGAGGCCACCCCCUCGAAGAGAAUCCAGUCUGGGUUUUCAGUUGCCCAAACCACCAGAGCCACCCUCUGUGGAAGUGGAAUACUACACCAUUGCAGAGUUCCAGUCAUGUAUCUCUGAUGGGAUAAGCUUUCGCGGUGGACAAAAGGCAGAGGUUAUAGAAAAGAAUUCUGGUGGCUGGUGGUAUGUGCAGAUUGGAGAGAAGGAAGGAUGGGCUCCAGCAUCUUAUAUAGACAAGAGGAAGAAGCCAAAUUUAAAUAGAAGAACUAGUACUUUAACCCGCCCAAAAGUUCCUCCCCCAGCACCACCCAGUAAACCUAAAGACUCUGAAGAAGGAACGACUGGAAUGGUUUCUUCAGGGGAUACCCAGGACUCCCCCCACAAGCUCAAAUAUGAAGAACCUGAGUAUGAUGUGCCUACCUUUGGCUUUGAUUCAGAGGGUGAAGUAAAUGAAAGUCAUCGUGAAGAGGGCACUCCUGAAAAACGACUAUUUCAGCCUCUCAAACCCUCUCCUGUGUCAUCACUUCAGAAAGCGAAGUUCAAAGUUGGAGAGUCUUCCGAGGAUGUUGCUAAUGAAGAAGAGACCAUCUACGAGAAUGAGGGAUUUAGGCGUUAUGUGGAAGAUGCUUUGUCCAAUAAGGAAUCGAGUGGAGACUCUGAUUCUCAGAAAAGCUCCUCUCUCUCUUUGAUUCGAAGGAACUCUCCAUGUUCCAUCUCUCCUAAAUCAUCAUUCAUGAAGCCCCACGUGGAAAAAGACAUCCAGCCUGAUGUUGGAAAAUGUCACUAUUCUAGGAGUGAGGAGACAAAACCAAGAUCAGCUUCAGAUGUUGGCUUACGUAGCAUGCCGAGAACAGGCAUGAAGAAAGAGCCUGGGCAGAGUCCUUCCAUUAGAGCAAAACCAAUUGUUAGACCCAAACCAUUCCUGAACAAGGCAGAUUCUCAGAGUCAAGAGAAGAUGGAUAUCAGCACUUUAAGGCGUCAGCUGAGGCCAACUGGGCAACUCAGAGGUGGACUUAAAGGUUCAAGAAGUGAAGAGUCUGAAAGCCCACCACACACAGCUUCUGAAAACCACGAUGAUAAUGUUAGGAGGGGCUCAGCUGACCUCAUUACAGCUCCUUCCCGUGGCAUUUUCUGCUCUAGUCAUCCAGCCAAAACUGAGCAAGAAAAUGAUUCCAGGUGUUUCUAUGUGACCACUGACUCAUACCAGAAGGUACAGGAUUCUGAAAUUUGCUUCCCAGCAGGUGUAGAAGUGGAAGUGCUUGAAAAGCAAGCCAGUGGGUGGUGGUACCUGAAAUAUGGAGAGAUGGAAGGCUGGGCUCCUUCCCAUUACUUGGCUCUCCCUGAUAACCAGCAAGAAACCACAUCAGUGGAGACCGAUGCCUCGUUUGCCAGGAACAGGAAAAAUGAAAAUAAAUCAAAUAGCUUAGAGAAGAUAGAGAAGAGGGUUCAGGCUUUGAACACCAUCAACCAGAGCAAACGUGCAACACCACCCAUCCCAAGCAAACCUCCAGGUGGGUUUUCAAAAACAUCGGGACCCGUAAAAAUGAGGAAUGGUGUGAGGCAGCUUGCUGUCCGGCCUCAGUCUGUGUUUGUGUCUCCACCACCUAAGGAGAACAACUUGUCAUGCUCAUUGCGCAGAAAUGAGUCUUUAACAGCCACAGACCAUCUUAGAAAUGUACGUCGGAAUUCCUCCUUCAGUAAUGCACGGUCACAGCCAGGUGAUGCAAAGGGGAAGCAGCCUGAGAGGUCAGGCUCUGAGGGUUCAGAGACUUCCUCCAACCUCUCAACCCAGAGGAACGGGAUCCCUGUGUCCACUGUCAGGCCAAAGCCCAUUGAAAAAUCCCAGUUCAUCCACAACAAUCUCAAGGACAUCUAUGUCUCGAUUGCAGACUAUGAAGGGGAUGAGGAGACUGCAGGGUUUCAAGAAGGUGUCUGCAUGGAGGUCCUUGAAAGGAACCCAAAUGGAUGGUGGUACUGCCAGAUCAUGAAUGGUGUGAAGCCAUUCAAGGGCUGGGUGCCCUCAAAUUAUUUGGAGAAAAAGAACUAAUAUUGCAAUAUCUUUAACCUCCCUAAUUUAUACUCUUCCUGCUGUGUACAUGUGGAAAAAAAAAAAAAACAAACAAAAAACAAAAACAACAAAAAACAACUGCUAUACAAAAAAGACCAUUCCCAUGUGCCCCAGUUUGUACAAAGGGACAAAAGGAGUCUUAUGCUGAGGACAAAUCUGCCACGUUCUGGAGAGGUUUGUGGGGUUAACAUGUUGUAAGCAACUCUGAGGAAGAUGCAGCAGUCAACUGCCUUUUUGUGAAGUUGUUAAUAAUCUUGUAUGUGUAACAGGGUAUGCCAUCCCAUCUUUCCCGGUAUUGAUAGGAAACCAAAUGUGUGCCUUUCAUGAGAGAAAUACACACGCAUCUCAACUUGAGGAGUUCUGUGCCAAACUCUUUUACAAUCUUGGCUCCCUGUUCUCCUCAUUCUUGUCCAUAUGUGGAAUACACAAGAGUUUUGGAUGCAUUUCUACAACUUGUAGUGAGAAGCAAAUGGAAUUUUCUGAAACACAGAGGGACUCUAAUCCUUUGGAGAAGCUUUUUGUUGUUGUUGUUUGUUUCUUCUUCUCAACAGUUGGUUGGUCCAGAGUUGGAGCCUUUUCAUCGUGGAGAGAUUUGGGCUCUGACUUCAGCUGUGUUUUGUUGUUACUGCUAACUCACCCAACAUGGCGAUCAGGUGGUGUUGGUGAGGGGCUCCUUGUUUCCUUUCUUUCUGCCUCCUUCUUUGAGUUGAUUUCAGGUGUUCUAAGGCAGCAAUGCCUACUGGUGCUUGUAAAGACAAACCUAAAAUCCCUACUCUUAAGCACGUCUAUUACUUCGUAGGCUCCCUAUUUAGUUCAGCUCCUGACUUCUGCCAGGAGAUCCUGGUUGAGUCUCUCUUUAUAGAACUGGGUUUCUCAAAACCAGACAUAAUAUCAAAAUGUACAAAAGUCCCUUGAGACACUGAAGAUGUGGCUGUCAAUUGUGUUGCUUCUGCUUUUCUUGCAGUCUGGUCCAAAUCCAAGCAUACUGUCUGCUAGCAGGGCCCACAAAGGUAUUAGUUAGAAAUAGCUGUAACCUUCUGCAACAUCAGUGUUUACAACGAGGGGGGAAAAAAAGCCAUCAAACUCGGUCUGCACAUCCUUAAUUUGUAUAUUUUUGGGGAAUUGUUUUUCCAUGUUUUGUUCCUUUUCUGUGCAUUCUGGGUUCACUUUCUUUUUUUUCUUUUUUUUCUUUUCUUUUUUUUUCUUUUUCUUUUUUUUUUUUUUUUUUUUUUUUGGUCUUGGUUUACUAGAAGAGACUUAAAACUGAAGUAGAAGCCAAAUAUGUGUUUCUGUUCCCACUUGAAUCCAAGAAGUACAUUUGUACUGGAAAGUGUGCCUGGGCUUUUCAGGCUCAGAGAUUUAAUAUCAAAGCAAUUAAGUCUAAAACACAUUAACCAGGAAGCUGCCUCUUCUGGUUCCAUUUCUGUUUGCUUUUCUUUAACUCGUGCUUUGAAAUGUGGCACCUGGUGAAGAUAGUGUGGUGGGAAGUAGAAGAGGCAUCCAUUGGAGAAGGCUUUGGGAUGUGAAGUUAUUCUUGAGGUAACCAACUCUUGUACUGUAAACAUCAUUGGCCAAACCCCUACUUUACUUGAGAAAGCCUUGCUUGUUUGUUCUAUUUUUCAAAUGGUUCUGUUAAUCACUCGAAAUCAAGAUCUAAUUCUUUUAAAUAAUAGGCAGUCUUGUAUGUCUGUUUUAAGGGGGAAGAGGCAUACUAUUUCACUGCUGGUUUACACAAGAUGAUACCUGCCCUUUUUUUCCACCAGAGCUUCAUGCGAUUUGGCUUGGAAGGUAAAGGUUACAAAGACUUAAAAAUAGCUGGGAUUGAGGGUCUGAGUAAAAUAGCACAACAAUAUUGUGUGUUACCGGGGAUGUUUCUCUACCAAAAAAAAAAUUAUACAAUUUAUACGUUGUUCUUGUCUUUAUUCUUAAUUUUUUUGAGGGGAGGGGGGCGGUGGGGUUUUUAAUUGCUAUGGUAAUAUUGAGAGAGUUGCCUACAGCUUAACCUGUCUGAUAUCCUUUAGGUGGCUGAAACAACAUUGAAGUGCCACAACAGGCUACAAGCAGUGCUGUGGUUUGAGCAGCUCUCAGAGUCCAGGCAGGGAGGGGGGGAGGGUAUUUGGGAUCCCUUUAAAUUGUGGUGGCAGGAGAAGGAGGUGUAUCUGCACAACAGCUCAUAUCAGUGUGCAGGGCCCUCUUUACACCCUACAUCUUACUAUAUAAUAUAUAUGUAUGUAUCCAGUUGGCUCCAUCUUACUGGAUGUCUAUCUGAGGCAUUGUGGCCCUGUCUCAUACUUCUCCCCAUUUUUAGUUGUACUAAUAUGGUCGCAGCCAUAAAAGGCUGCUGGAGCUGUUGUGAGAUUAUAAUAGAAGUAUUAUAUUCUUCUGCUGGACAGUAUUAAAUAGAGCAAUACAUAGAGUUAUCUGCUAGAUUGCAGUACUAAUAGUAGUGACUUAGUGACUUGUAUUAAUGUUAUGUUUUAUUUUAACAAUAAUGAUGCGGAAGUGGUUCAUUAUUUUGAAUUAAUGCACUUUAACAAUAAAAGAAACCAAAAUGGAAGCCAAUGCAGAGAACUAAGUGCAUUAUUUAAAGGUGCAGUAUAUAAUUAUCAUUUUCUUGAAGCACAUAUUUAUUAAGAAUUAACUUAUUAUUUAAAAUAUUCUAAAGUUGUUUAGAGACAUUCCCACCAAGUCGUCUCUUUGGGGGGGAUGUAGAAGCACAGCUCCCAGAUCUUCUGCAUUGAGCCACUGAAUUCUUCGAAUAUGGUGCAGAGUGAUGUGAGCCCCCCACCCAGGGAGAGGAGAGCAGCAUUACGGUUCAGGUAGGAGAGCCCAGGCUGCAACAAAUAGUCACACUUGCAUCCAGCAAAACUGAGCCCAGAGUAUCUCUGAGCUGCAGGAGUCCUUGUAUGUUCUGAGAAGGAAAAGCUGCUUUUUGUGGCCAUUUGUGAUGCUUGUUGCCACAUGCUGAAUAGCACGAUGCUGAAUAACACAGAUGGGUGGUGCCUGCAUUAUUAUAUCUCAAGCAUCAGCCCAAUGCACACGCUGGCCCAAUUACUCCUUUAUCCCAUCCUGAAAGCUUUGUGAGGGCUGAAGAAAGCCAGAGCCUAUAGAUGAGGCUGCAAAGCCAGUGCUGUUGUGGCUGCCCCCUGCCGUUCUUUUUCAACCUGCACCGGCAGAAGGGAUGGGUGCAAAAUUAGCUGCUUGUCAGCGGUGAGUGAGGCUUCACACCCAGUGGGAAGGCUGUGGUUUUGGCUUCCUUUUAUUUGAUGCUUGUACUUCAAAAGGGCACUUCUAAAGCAGAGCAAAUACCAUUACCCCAGCAGCCCCCAAAAAUGCAGUUAUUUUCUUUUCUUUGUCCUCUCUGCUCACUGCCAUCACAGGUGACUUAUUUUUGUUACUUUUUUUAUUCUUUCAACUGAAAGAUAGCAGGUCAAUCUUUAAUUAUUACUUUUUUUUUUUUUUUCCAUUGGCAAGCAGCUAGUUCCCCAAAACUGCAAGCCAUUUUCCUCGUUAGCUGUGAAACAGGGAAAGGCCCUAAAGUCCAUUAGAGAAGCUGACUGCAGGGCAACCUAGAAGGGGGGGCUCAAAGGACAGUGCAGUGCUGGAAGCAUUUUAGCUCUUCUCUGAAAUGUUCAUGUCGCCUUAAGCUUUAUGUACUAAAUUUGUCAGAACUGACACUGGAUCAAGAGCAAUAUUUGAAUAUAACAUACACCUCAGUGGGCGCUCAAUGCAGAAAUCAGUAGUACUGUUUAAAUCUUCCUCUUUCUGUCUGUUCUUGAACCAGACAGAAAAGGAAGAGCUCCAUGGGGCCCCAGCGAUGCCAAUUGCAGCAGAAGGGAGCCCUCAUCUGGGGGAGAGGCGGCUGCUGUCCCCGCUGCCCCUGCUGUCCCAAAAGCCUUGAAUUGGAACCAACAGAGAACCCCAAGCCCAACACCAUAGAAUAAAAUUUGAGAAUGUGAAAAUUGCGUCUUGCUGUAUACUGCAACUUUAAUAAUAAUGAGCACUUCUGAGUUCGUUAUUGAGGUUUAUAUAAUGCCUGAAAGAUUUAAUUGCUGUUUUCCUCUGUCUCCCAGUUCAUCCCACUUUCUUGUUACGUCAGUGAUUCAGUUUUGCUGGCUGCCCUUCCCCGAGGGAGGCAGCUCCUGUUAAUUUUUCUCUCUGACGCCUUGCAGCGGGUGGGUGCAGCCAUAUGUACCAGUCCUUUGCAAGCCAAACUUUCCGAUAUAAAAGAUGCAAUGGGCAAGUGCCAGGAUCUCAAAUCCCUGUACAAAAACAGCACAUGCUCAGUAAUUUUGCAGAUUGAGAUUGGCUCAUGGUUUGACUCCUAAAAAUGGAUUUUCACAUGCACUGGUACAGCUAAAACAUGGAUGUGGCCCUUGUGGAUGCACUGCGAAGGCUCUUUCCAUUGCGAUGCUAUAAAGUUUGACGAAGGCAUUAUAUGACUGUUUCCAUCACUUUCAGAUCUUAAUGAAUCGUAUUUUAUUGUAAUAUAUAUUCAUUGCUUUCCUCAGUUAAAAGAAAGUUACUGCUUUUAUCUUAUAUGAAAAACAAGGGAAUUUGGUAAAGCAUUCAUUAUUUUCAUAUUCCUAGUAUUAACAGAAUAGAACUAGUACUAUUUAAUUUUAGAUCUUCAUAGCUAGCUUGUUAAUAACUCAUAUUUUCCUGUGUUGUAUCCUAUUUUUUUCUAUUUUUUUCCCAAAUAUUCUGCAUUCUUGAGGAAAAAAAAAAAAUCAAAUCCAGUGAGUGGAUAAGUGCAAUAUUCAUAGAAUAAACAGGCCCCUCAUCCAGGACUUGGAGUGGAACGUGCAGUGUGAAAUGUUUGCAAUUCUCUAUUCAUGCACUCUUAUGGGAACAGGAGAUGCAGGGGAGAGGGCAUGUGGAUGAAAAUGGGACCCUUGGGUCGGUAGGGAUGGGUAGCUGGGGCUGUUGGCCUGGGAAUGGCUGCUUGUUAUAGAGAACAUCACCUGGUACUAAAAGUGUAAGGAUUAUGCAGCAUGUUGCCAGGUUUGUGUAUAGGCUGUGCAUUAACGUCCUUAUUAAUACAGGACUUCUGAGCUAUGCUUUAAGUAUUCUGUAUGUCAUCCUUGCAUGAUACUGCCUUCUGGUUUGUCUCUGCUGGUGGUUGUCCUCUUUUGCUUCAGAAUCAGUAACUUAAGAAGAGAAAAUAUUUCUGCUGGUGCUGUCCCAAGUUUUGAUACUGUACUGUUAUUUGUAUUUAUUCCAAGAGCUGUGGAAAUGUUUUUCUACAGGUCCUUGUUCACGUUUUUUCUCCUUAGGUUAACAAUAAGGAAAAAAGUCCCCAUUUUAUCUGGGUUAUUCCUCACCUGUGGAAUUUCACAACUGAUUUGAUUGUUGAAAUCCUGGUUCCUGGCUUGCAAAGGAUGAUCUUUCAGUUCCAAAGUAAAGCUGAGCAGAAACUCUGCUCUUCAAUAAAUAAAUAAAUAAAGUAAAAAUUAAGUCCUAUUUGAAUGGAUGGAGAACUUCCACCUGUGCAAAGUAAUGUGACCAUCCUGGUAGCAGCAAAACCUCUCUUUGAAAAACUGGACUGUUUGCAUGAGAUCCAAAAAUAAUGUGAAAGAUGGAGCAUUGGGUUCUUUGGGCUCUGGGAGCACAUCUCCUAAAGCUCUACUUCAUGUCCCUGGAGGGCAGUGGUACCUCAGCCUUCUGCAAAAUUCUUGUUCUGCUGCUCUUGUAUUUGUGAGAAGGCCUGGCUAUUACUAGAGACCUUUGCAUUCAAAUAAGAACUGAGUUCUGCAGCUGUAUUGAAAUAGGUGGUUUUUCAAAAUCAUGUCAUUGAUACAAAUGCUUUAAAGAUGAAUCUUGUUUUGGGGAACCAACCCAAUUCUUUCACUUGCUCUUGUCCAAACCAAGCUAGAAGUCCAGGAGCAUCAGUUGGGUUACAAUGGCAGAAACCCUCAUGGGCGCUCACCACACCUCCUAGAGGAGUGUGGGAGUGCUGAGCCUGGGGCUGCCUUGCACCAUCUGCUCCAUGCAAGUUGUGUGGCUUUGUAAGAUCCACCAGAGCUUUGCUGCUGUGGUGUCUUUCCAACACCAGAAACUCCUCCAGCAACUUCAGAUGCUAUUUAUCCAUGUAGCAAAGUGUUGCAUGUAAAUUCAGUGGUCAGUAGCUGCCGACAGCACUAAUACAGUGGUUCAAGAGCAAAUGCUUAUUUUUUUUCUUGUUUGCUUUUACUUGUUUGAUAGAAGCAGGCACCACCAAUGUGGCAGUGCGUAGGUAAUGUGUCUGCAUGCUUGAACUCUUCAAUGGCCUCUGCUAGCUGUUCCCAGUGCUUCUGUUUCUCUUUCUGUCCCUCUGUGCUGCUCAGUGGCCAUGUCUGUUGUUUGUCUGUAGCUUCAGAUAAAGUACUGUAUGUAGGGCCACAUCCGGAGUCCCCCGCAGACUUGGGGUUGCAAUGUAGGUUGCUGUUGCUGCUUUUCCUCCUCAUCUUAGAGCCAGUCAAAGCACCUAGAGUCCUCCAGAACUUCCCCUUGGAUACCUUUCUUGGGGUGCCAGCUGUGUGGGGUGUCCUCACACUGUGGCUGGGGCUCUGCAGCCUGGGGUGAAAGCUGAGUGCAGAGCUGAUGGCACAGGCAGAACAAAGUAGCUUCUCCCAUUUUAUAAUGUCAUGGCUGGGCUGGUCCCAUCACCAACGUUCAUUUGUUCUUGCAUCGCAGUAGCGUUGAUUCUAGUUGAAGAGUGCAAUUUUGUUUUGUGUUUGGGUUUUUUUUUAAACUUUUUUAUUUGUUUGUUUUCUUUAAUAAAUAAAUUUGGUUUAAAGCUUCACACUGGCAUUUUUACAGACCUGUUUUUGUCAGCAUAAACCACCGCUGUCCUGAGUUGAGACUCCUGUUUGUUACUGAAUUAAACUAAUGGGAACUGUAUUAACGAUUUGGAAAGAAAUGGAAGGUAACUGUAUUGGCAGGGGAGGGGUGGGAGAAGAUAAAAUAUGAGGGGAAAAAAUGUUUCUAAUAAGGCCAUAAAUUAUUUGAUCUGACACUGCAGGUGCUUUCUCUGUAUAGAUGGUUUUAAUACAUCACUGCUCUGUGUUAGGAUUUUUCAUUACUGAGAAAUGUUGAGUUUUACUCUCCGUGACGAUGGCAGUCUGUAUCCUGAAGCCAGUGAUCCCCCAAAGCAAGACAAACACAUGCCAUGUGAUUGCUGUACCACAGGCACUUUGUACCUUUCUUUCUCAGUCCCUGUUUGCUGAAGGAAAGAAGCAGAGGGGAGGGAGAAUGCAUGGCAUUACCAAAACCCCACUGUCAUCCUUAGGGGGCAUCAAAUGGUGUUUUGGGUCUGGAUCCCCUGAGCAUUUAGGUUGGGUUUGUCUGUCCUAUAGAAGCAGGACAGGAGAAAAUACUGCAGUCACUGAAACUUAGCCUUUAUCCAUGAGCAAACUGAAGCAAAUAAGAAGGGAAUUGAAAACAAAUCUUUAAGAAUAUGAGAUAUUUCAGUAUAGCCAACAUUUAUUGCCAGUCUUGGACUUUCAUGAUGGGGGAGAUGUUAUAAUUGUUUCCAGUCUUUAGGAUAAAGUGUUUUUUGCUCCUUGCUGAAGGGGCUUGCUCAUUGCUUGUUACUCAUGGUGGGUUCAAACUUGGAGUAUUGUGGAAGCAGAGUGCAUGGAGCAUUACAGUGUCUUUACUGGGUAUACAAGCUGACUGUUAGGGGGUCAACAGAGUAAGUGCAUUUCUGUUGUCUGGCUCACAUCACACUGUAUCAUUGCUGUUGCUGUACUCUAAGUUUAAUUGCAGGCAGUGAUAUUGGUUACUUUGCUCCCAGUGUUUGGGGAGAAUCAAGCCAAUUAGAUGUCUCAGUUGGGAGUUGGUAUCACAUUUUCACAUGUGUCUUCACAGGAAGUUUUGCCUGCAGCUUGAUUGCUGCUUCAGUCAAAGCUCAGAUGCAGAUAUCUCUCUUGGGCACAUAUAUCUGUGGCUGCUUCCAAAACUGUUAAUUAGCUCAAAUGAUUUCUGGAAACAAUAGAUAAUUAAUGGGAGCCGAAAUCUGUUGCUGAAUGAAGGCUGGAAUCAGUCUGAGUGGUUGUGCUCCCCUCUACUCAGAGAGCACAUCUGGUCUGGAAAGCCUUAUGGUUCUUACCAUCUCAAAUAUGUGUUUGAUUAAAAAAUUCAAUCUAGACCUGGUCCAAAUGAGGUUUUGCAGUGGAUUUCCUGAGUUGAUGUUCUUAGUAUUAGACGCUGUUGUCAUUUUUGUGUUGGUGUAGCACUCCAUUUUCUAGCAGAUAGGUGGUGGGAAUGUACUUGGUGGGGGCUUGGGGAGAGCAUGUCGGUGACCAGAAACAGAGAAACGUGUGGUUGGUUUUAGUGUGCGUGUGGUCAAGUUGGUGAUGCUUUUUUGUUUGUUAUUUUUGUUGUUGUUUUUAACAUGGGAGCCAUUUUGUGUGUUCUGCUUGCGAAAAGCGUCCAGGAGUUGUUGUGGUUUCUGUCGUGGUAUAUAUGGAAAAGGAAUAAAUGAGAACUGUUUUGUUUUCAUAUGGAGAGAGUUUAUAGGCGGGAGUCUGUUCCGUUUGUUCUGGGAUGUGAGAUAAGCCAAGAGGUAAAGAAAAUGAGUUGGGGGAAGCCCUUCUUGUUGUAACAGCUUUGGACCAUGUUUGCUUGUGGCCUGUGGUCCAGCUCUAUUGAAGGCAGUGAAUAUUGGUCGUAGUGCAUAUGUUUGAGCUUUUUAACCAAAUAGCGAUUCUUUCAGAGCUGACAUUCAUAGCAUCAACCAUUGAUGUACCUACAGCAAAUGGGAAGCUAUAAGCACAGAUAGAUAAGUACUGCAGCCUUAUGGAGUGCCCAGUUUUUGUUUAAUGAACUUGAGCUGGUGACCAGCAUGACUUUGUACAGUGAACAGCUCCUGACUGAUAGGGCCCAAAUGUAUUUGGCUCUUUUAGAUGCUUUCCUAGGACUGCAGAUCCGGUGUAUGAUAGAAAAUAAUGACCUUCCAGUCAUCCCAAUCAAAACUGAAAGCCAGAAAAAGACAUUUUUCAUGCAGCAGAAUCUCUUGCCUUUGGUGGCAUGAGUUAUCAUACAAAAGGCCCCUGUCUGAGCUGGCACAAAACAGAAGACCUCUUUGUGACCAGUCUCCAGGUCUGCAUGUGAACUUGGCAGAUUUGAUGCAGGUCAGAUUUGUAGGUAGAAAAGAUGAGUAACUCCUUUACAGACUAAUACGACAAUGUAGUUCUCAUUUUUUGCCAAGCAACCCUGUAGAAAUAUCCCCCAGGGUUCAACACAGGUCCUUUGGGGACCUGUGAGUCUCUAGCUGAUAUAUACGGUACUGUGGGCCUGAUCCUGUGACUGGGACAGGAGAAGCGCAUCUCGUCAAAAGUGAUGAUGAUCGUAGCACAGUGUUGCCAUUGCUCUAGAUCUGUCACUGGGGGGACAACUGUUGUGCAAAACAUUACCUUCUCCCCUAAUCCACAACUGCAGACUUCAUUUUAGUGCCCAGUCCAGAAAUGGUUUUGCAUUUGCUUUUCCAUGGCUACCCAAUAGCCGCAUGCUGUGGCCAAGUGCUCGCUCAGAGUACUGCAAUACAUUGUAAAGCAAUUUAUAAUUUGGGUGUUUCUUGUAAAAGCAAAUGUUUUGGCGUGGGAUUUUAAUAAUGUCUUUGCAUGCAGAACUGAGAACUGCAUGGGCCACUCAACAGAGAAUGAGCAAUAUAUCUCAGGCAGUUGUGCAUGUGAAGGUGCAGAGCAAGAACUUGAGGUUGCUGUGCCUGUGAGUAGAUCUUGGCAUCCCACUUUAGGCACUUAUCGGAGCUUAGAGGUGAUCAGCAUCUAAUAUUGAGCAAUCAGGACAGCUCACCUUCCCGCAUGCUCAGGACUGGCGGAGGUUACGAGGGAUGGAGUUUGGGGGCUGGGCUGUUCCCUCAGCGUUAUUACAGGUUCUUGCAAUGUGAACCUUUAACAUCUUCAAAGACUCAGGCAGAAGGGAUUUGCUAAACAGACUGUAUCUGUCAUCUCCCAGUUCACUGAUUGCUUGGACCAAAGGUGGUGCUAAAUCUGAUCUUCGUCUGUAAUAUUUAUAUUUUUUUGGACUUUUUUUUUUUUUUUAAUGUUUGAUAAAACAGAUGCAGUGUCCUUACAUGAGAGAUUUAUUCCCAGCUUGGGACUUGGCAAAACUCACUGGACCUUCAGGGUCCAGCACGGUUGCUUGUUAACAUUUGAGCAGGCUUGCAGUGUUCUGGGGGGAGGUGGGAAGGGUACUCUAUCUUCAAAUGUUUGCAGACUGUAAGAAUUGACUUGUGAUUAUUAUUUUUUUUUUUAAUGUUGUAUUUUGUUUACAUUGUCUCUUAUGCCCUAAGGAAAAAUAAAUUUUGGACAUUUUUAAUUGUGA
Coturnix japonica (Japanese quail) is the source of this 13779-nucleotide messenger RNA. It is a transcript of the gene SH3PXD2A, whose product is annotated as SH3 and PX domains 2A. The record is from RefSeq and is a predicted model, not a curated record. Gene Ontology annotation, cellular component: cytoplasm. Lineage: Eukaryota; Metazoa; Chordata; Aves; Galliformes; Phasianidae. Gene Ontology annotation, biological process: superoxide anion generation. Gene Ontology annotation, molecular function: superoxide-generating NADPH oxidase activator activity; protein binding; phosphatidylinositol binding.